GUAUGCUCUACUUAUUCGAUCAAAGCGACACUCUUACCCACGUGUGCUAUAUUAUCAAUAUAAAAAGGGUGUUCAAUCCUGAUUGACAAUCUGAUUAAUAAAAAAGCUACUUCCUUGUCGUUAGCGCCAUCUUUUGGUUGAAGGCAGUGAGUACAGUCUACCAAGCCAUAUUUUUUGUUUGUGUACUAUACAUAUAGAUAUUUUUUAUGUACAAUUUGUCAGGUUCUUAACGUUGACGAAAGAUGAGGGAAUAUCGUCGUUUUAAACGUCUUAUUUCGGACCAACCGCAGCGUAACGGCCAUAGAUUCCGCUGCCAUACACAUGAACAUCGAUCGGAACGACACUCUGUCUCCGGCGUGCGCAGAUAUAUUUUUUUUAAUUUUUAAUUGUAUUUAUUUAUUUUUGUCUGAUGUUGUGUAUUAAUAGCACAAACUUGGCCAUUGACAAAAAAGGUAAACCUCUUCAAAAUCUGCUGACUUUCCAUGUCCGUGCAAUGCCUUAAAGUCGAGGUUGCCCUUGCCAAUAUGGCCGGCCAGGAUGGUGUUCGCCUUCACAUUUUCGCUGUAGAUCAUUUUACUAUUCACACUCGCUAAAACAUCUUGUUAUAUUAAAUACAUACAGAUAUUAAUGCAUGUAUUAUAAUGACGCACAUGCACAGGUGGACCCACGUUGUGUUUGUGACACAGCCCAUGAAUGGUUUGUGUAAAAGACGAAAGUGCACAUUCAAAAAGAUACACGAGUUUAUCUGAACGUCAGCAUGAAGGCUAUCGCGAGCCCUUGUCACGUUGAAGCGAUUACGUCACCGAGACGUCCAAGGGCCUCUCGAUGCUGCAAAGUUAUAAAUAAAGAGAGGACAUACAAAUGGAGCAAUGCCAAAACGCGAACUAAAUAGUAAUAAGUUAAUGUUUCCGCUCUUGUUGAAGCUGUACUGGAAGUAGCCUCUGGUAAAGUAGCCCCUGCAGGUGGGCUCUCCUCCUCCGGGUGGCGCUAAAAACAACGCUUUUUCUCUGCGCCAAUAUCAGACUUAUUGAGUUGGUCUUAUGUAAAAAGUAAGGUAAAACCUUUCAAAAAAGAGAGAGAAUGAAAAAGGCAACUCCCUGAUGGUUAUAGGGAAAGAAUUAUUAGUGCUCGGGGGAGCCAGUUAUUGAGAGAGAGAGCGAUGGCAGUAACUUGACGAAUGCCUGAUUCACUAAGGGUGUAGGAGGAUCUUGAAAAUGAAAACUUAAAACCCAUUUUAAGAAUCCUCAUCUUAUGGUCAUGAAUCACGAUAUGAACCCUCACGCCUCACAGCAGUAAAAGCCAGUGGUGGGAAGUGGCAAAGCGCAAAUACUUUGUUCCUGUCCUUUAAGUAGAUAUUUCAGUCCACAUCCCGCCUCAGGCGCGAUGAUUCCAGAAGCCUUGAAGAUUUUCUGGAGGCAGCUGGUGCGCAUCAAGGUGGUGGACGCCACCAGCGACGAGACGCGUCUGUCGCGCUGCCUCAACACGUUCGACCUGGUGGCGCUGGGUGUCGGGAGCACGCUGGGCGCCGGGGUCUACGUGGUGGCCGGCAACGUGGCCAAAGAGAAUUCGGGACCCGCCAUCAUUCUGUCCUUCCUGAUUGCGGCGGUGGCGUCCAUCCUUGCCGGCCUGUGCUACGCUGAGUUUGGUGCCCGUGUGCCCAAAACGGGCUCAGCGUACCUUUACGCUUACGUGACGGCCGGAGAGUUGCUGGCCUUCAUCACCGGGUGGAACCUCCUCCUUUCGUAUGCCAUUGGUACUUCGAGCGUGGCCAAAACGUGGAGCGUCACCUUUGACACGCUCAUCGGAGGCAAAAUCGAGAAAUGGAGCAAAAACAACAUACCCAUGAAUUUGCCUGGUGUCCUUUCCGAUUACCCUGAUGUCUUUUCAGUCGCUCUCGUCAUAAUUGUGACAGGCGUGCUCGGUUUUGGUGUGAAGGAGUCUGCGCUGGUGGGCAAAAUCUUCACCAGUAUCAACAUCCUGGUUCUCAUAUCCGUCAUGGUCGGCGGGAUGAUCAAAGGCGACGCCAAAAACUGGACGGUGCACCCAGACAACAUCCUCAGCGCCGCCGACGCGCCCUCGCCCAAUACAACCGAUCAUAUGUCUUUGAAGCAAAGUCUGGGCGCGGGGGGGUUCAUGCCCUUCGGCUGGAUGGGGGUCUUCUCCGGGGCCGCCACCUGCUUCUAUGCCUUCAUUGGAUUUGAAUGUAUCGCCACGACAGGUGAGGAAGUGAAGAACCCGCAGAAGGCCAUCCCCAUCGGGAUUGUUAGCUCGCUGCUCAUCUGCCUGGUGAUGUACAUGGGCGUGUCGACAGCCCUCACCGUCUUGGUGCCGUACUACCUGCUGGACAGACAGAACCCGCUGCCGGUGGCCUUCACGCACGUGGGCUGGCCGGUCGCCACCAACGCCGUGGCGGCCGGCUCUCUCUGCGCGCUGUCCACCAGUUUACUGGGCGCCAUGUUCCCCAUGCCCAGAGUGAUGUGGGCCAUGGCGGAAGAUGGCCUGUUCUUCAAAUGUCUGAGCAGAAUCAACCGUCGCACCCAAACGCCCGUCAUCGCAACCGUCGUGUCGGGUGUUGUCGCGGCCCUGAUGGCCAUGCUGUUCAACUUGAAGGAGCUGGUGGACCUCAUGUCCAUCGGCGCUCUGCUGGCUUACACACUGGUGGCCGCGUGCGUGCUGGUGCUCAGGUACAAGCCCGACAAGAGCGCCGCCGAUGAGACGGCCGCUCAACAGGAGGAGGUGGAAACCGAGGGCGACGGGACCAUCCGGAGAAAAAAUGACUUCUGCGCCACCAUCAGGUGGCUCGUUUUGCAGCCGGAUGAAGAACCCACCCUUCGCUCCGGCUUCGCGGUCACCAUUUGCACCAGCAUGCUUGUGGUUUUGGCGUUCCUGUUCAGCGCGGUGGCUGUCACGGGCCGGAAAGCUGCGUGGUGUCCCAUCCUCCUGGGCGCCAUCCUUACGGCAUGCGUGGGCGUCACCGCUGUGGUGUGGAGACAACCGCAGAACAAGACCAAGCUCACCUUCAAAGUCCCUCUGGUGCCCUUGAUCCCACUGGUGAGCAUGCUGAUCAAUACGUACCUGAUGACGCAGCUCCUGUCAGGACCGUGGGUGCACUACACCACCUCCAUGGCUAUAGGUAUGAUCAUCUACUUCGGCUAUGGCAUCCGUAAGAGCGCGCUGGCGGAGCGGAACAAGGUGUACGAAUGCAAACUGGACGGUCGUGGCGAUGAGCUGUGAUUUGAUGAGACCCGUCAAACAAAGAGUAGAAAGCAGCUGACAAAACAUUUUGGAUGGACAGCAGUUGAAACAAAGCACUUUUUUUUCUAUCUUUAGACACCCUUUUUAACGGACCAUCUGUUGUACAUAUUUUCUCUUACAUAACCUGUGUUCAUUUUUUUUAACUUUGCAGAUUUCUCUUCUACUUGGGCGGGGGGGGGGGUGACCAUGACCAAGAUUUUUUUUUUUUUUUUAUAAUUUGUCAGUAAUGAAUACAUUCAGCCAUUUGUGAGUGCAUACAUGAAGGCAUAUGUACAUUUGAUAUUUUGGGCCUUAGCGAAGGUCUGCCUGAGUUAUAGCAUUCAAAUUUUGUGAAUAUUGUGAAGUGCCACUCAAUAUUUUGAAAUAUAUUGUAAUCACCUAUUUUUCAAAUAUUUACUUUUUAAAAAAAUAUAUUUUAUAGUUUGUAUCACUCAGUCAUAUUUUAGUUCCUUUUAAUUU
Messenger RNA from Hippocampus zosterae (dwarf seahorse), 3714 nucleotides. RefSeq names its product high affinity cationic amino acid transporter 1-like. NCBI's taxonomy places the organism in Eukaryota, Metazoa, Chordata, Actinopteri, Syngnathiformes, Syngnathidae. Gene Ontology annotation, cellular component: plasma membrane. Gene Ontology annotation, molecular function: amino acid transmembrane transporter activity. The record is from RefSeq and is a predicted model, not a curated record. Gene Ontology annotation, biological process: amino acid transport; transmembrane transport. The transcript is spliced from 12 exons. Bases 1384 to 3234 code for a protein of 616 amino acids.